Python bivittatus (Burmese python) is the source of this 4500-nucleotide messenger RNA. The record is from RefSeq and is a predicted model, not a curated record. Lineage: Eukaryota; Metazoa; Chordata; Lepidosauria; Squamata; Pythonidae.
AACGUGUUGGCUAAGGCCCUCUAUGACAAUGUGGCCGAGUCCCCGGAUGAGCUCUCCUUUCGCAAGGGGGACAUCAUGACAGUGCUGGAACGCAACACGCAAGGCUUGGAUGGCUGGUGGCUCUGCUCCUUACAUGGCCGGCAAGGCAUCGUUCCAGGCAACCGCCUCAAGAUCCUGGUGGGGAUGUAUGACAAGAAGCAGCUCCCUGGGCCUGUCCAAGGGCCCCCACAGCCUUCACUGCCGCAGCCUGCAGGACAGACCCCGCUGGCAUUCCCCCAGCAAGGGGGCUACACCCCACUCUCUCCUGCCUCUCAGUACACCCCAAUGCAUCCCUCUUACCUCCCCCAAGAGGACAAUGUCUACUUGGUGCCAGCACCCAACAAGACCCCGGGGGCCCCGGGGUCCUUCCAGUCUCCUGCCAGCAAGCAGAUUUCUGCGUACCCCAAACAAAGCCCUUCUCAAGCCCAGGAUGUUUACCAGGUGCCAGCCGGGCCAGCCUGCCCAUCCCAGGACAUUUACCAGGUCCCUCCAGCCCCUGCCAGCCUGGGACAGGACAUUUACCAGGUCCCUCCUUCUCUGGAUGGACGCGGUUGGGAUCCCCCAAAGGCCCAAGGCAAGGUGGUGAUCCCCACACGGGUGGGACAGGUCUAUGUCUACGAGUCCCCCAAAGGAGAGCAGCAGGAUGAAUAUGAUGUUCCCCGACAGCUCCAGGAGAUCUAUGAUGUGCCCCCAACACGAGGCUUGAUGGUGAACCGGAGUGGCCAGGAAGUCUACGACAGCCCUGCGAUGGUGGGAAAGAGCUCCAAUGGUGGAGCCCAAAUCCAUGAGAUCUACGAUGUGCCGCCCAGUGUGGAGAAAAACCUGCAAGUGGUGAGUGGAGACACAGGACCAACAAGGAGUGGCUUGGUAUAUGACAUCCCUCCCUCGGUCAGCAAGGAUGUCCCAGAUGGCCCCAUGAGGGAGGAGACCUACGACAUACCCCCCGUCUUCUGCAAGGUGAAGCCCUUCGACCCAUCGCGUCAUCCACUCAUCCUAGCCCAGCCUUUGGUGCCCCUGGUGGAGCCUUCCUUGUCUGAAGAUGUUUAUGAUGUCCCACCACCCACCAGUAAAGGAGUAUCAGAAGCCCAGGAGAUCUACGAUGUCCCACCAGGGCUGAGAAAACUGGCCAGCCAGGAGGUGUAUGAUGUGCCCCGAGAGCUGCCGAUCAGUAGUAAGGACGGGGAAGGCGACUACAUCUACGAUGUCCCCCCGCAGACGGAUCGGGGUGACAGCAAGCGGCUUUCCGCCUCCAGCACGGGCAGCACCCGCAGCAACCUUUCCAGUUCUUCUCUGGACACGGUGCCUGUUCGGGAAGCUCCAGACAAGGAGCUGCCCCUCGACCAGGACGUUGCAAUGGAGACGCUGGCCCGGCUCCAGAGCAAGGUCAACACGGCUGUCUCGUAUCUCAUGUCCUUCAUCAGUGGCAGCUGGCGCAGCCCUGAGAGGAUGGAGGCUCACGCAGGCCACAUCCAGGGGGCAGCUGAGAGUGUCAAGGGGGCCCUCAGGGAACUGUUGGAAUUUGCCCGUGGAGUGGUGAGCAGCGCUGCCCAGGCCUCCGACCGCUCCCUCUAUUCCAAGCUCAGCAAGCAGGUGCAGAAGAUGGAGGAGGUGUAUCAGGCACUGCUGCGGCACAGCCAGGCUUUGGAGGGUUGUGGCUGGGCUCCCAGUGCCCUCGUGGCCAGCAAGCCAGGGGCGCCAGACGACCUUGAGCACCUGGUCAUGUACUCACGGGGGGUGCCCGAUGACACCAAGCAGCUGGCCUCCUUCCUGCAUGGCAAUGCCUCGUUGCUCUUCAAACAGACCAAGGGGUCCCCAGCCCCCUUGGGGGAUGGCAACCAUCCCCACGGCACGCCCUCUGAGAAGGCAAGCAACAUCCAGUCCCGACCCUUGCCCUCUCCGCCCAAAUUCCUGGCCCAGGACUCGCCCGAUGGGCAAUACGAGAACAGCGAGGGUGGCUGGAUGGAAGAUUACGACUACGUGCACCUCCAGGGGAAGGAGGAGUUUGAGAAGACCCAGAAAGAGCUGCUCGAACGAGGCAAUAUUAUGCGACAAGGCAAAGGACAGCUGGAGCAACAGCAGCUGAAGCAGUUUGAGCGACUGGAACAGGAGGUCACCCGUCCAAUUGACAAUGACCUGUCCAACUGGACACCCCCACAACACUACCCCCACAUGCGGGGCGGUGGCACUGCUCUGGGCCCCUCUGACCGGCAGCUGCUGCUCUUCUACCUGGAACAAUGUGAGGCCAACCUCACGACGCUGACCAAUGCCGUUGACGCCUUCUUCACCGCGGUGAACACUAAUCAACCACCCAAGAUCUUCGUGGCACAUAGCAAGUUUGUCAUCCUGAGUGCCCACAAGCUGGUCUUCAUUGGGGACACUCUGUCACGCCAGGCUAAGGCCCAAGAGGUCCGCCAGAAGGUCACUCAUUACAGCAACCUUCUCUGCGACAUGCUCAAGGAGAUCGUAGCCAGCACCAAGACAGCUGCUCUCCAGUACCCGUCCCCGGCCGCUGCCAAAGACAUGGUGGAGCGGGUUCAUGAGCUGGCAAACAGCACUCAGCAGUUCCGCAUGGCCUUGGGACAGCUGGCUGCCAUGUGAAGUGCCCCUUGGAGAAGUCUUUAGAUGAGCCUCCCGUGGUGAAAGGACUGUAAAUGUUUCGUCCAACUCACCUGCCCACUGAAGUACUGACCUGGAGAGGGUGGGGGGCAUCGACUGGCCAGCUGCUUCCUUCUCCUUUAGCUCCUUGGUGACACAGACUGUGUCAGUCCUGGAUCCCUGAGGCCACCCAGUCUUACUGCGGCCAAGAAGGGAAGACAUUUUCAGCCCUUGCGGCAAUUGCAGAGGGCAAAUAAUUAUUUUUUCCUGUUUGAUUCCAAAACUGUUUGGCAAAUGAGCGCUAUUUAAAUCAAAUAAAGAAACAUAGAAUCCAACUGAUUAGGGCCUAACGGAGACUCUUCUCCAGUGUGCAUGUGUGAAUGUGAAAGAGACGUGAUUGCUGUGGACCUGUCUGCCCCCACUUUGAAUUUGCCCAAGUGACUUAGAGGAGGUGGGAGGAAGUAGAGUGACCUCUUGGGGUUGAUGAGUUGAUAGUGAUGGUUGGCAGCGCAUUUUAAUGGGCUCAGUGGCUUGGAGAAAAGAAAAGUCAGCAGUGUUGGUGCUUGGAGAGUUCUGCCAAGGUUUCAGAGCUCAUUCUCACAGUUUCAUCCAGGCUUUCAAAUCCUCCCUUGCUUUAAAACCAGCCUGUUUUCCCCAGAUCAAAACUUUGUGGUAGGUAAAAGAAAAGGGGUUUUGCUCUGCUGGAGCAAAGGCCAGCCACUUAGCACUCCGCAGAACAGGCUUCUCCAGGAGCAGGGGGGGGGGACCUUGGUGUCUUUGUCCCAAAAGGGAAAAUUCAGCUCCAUCGCAGGAAAAUUGCUCCAGCCAUGCGCAUUUGUAUGGGGCACCGGAAGGCUUUUGCAGAAUGUUCCCUUGAGAAUGUCAUCUGCUCUGUUUACCUCUGCGGGUGCCUGAGAAUGACCUGCUGCAGGGCAUUAAAGAAAUGUGGCUGGGGAGGGAGAGUCCUCCCGAAGUCUUUUGUUGAGGCAAGGCGGGGGGGCUACACUCCUCCGCCUCUUUCAUCCUGGGAAACAGUGGUUGACAUGGAGAGCUGGAAAGACCCAUUUAGGCAUUUCACUGCAAAGGACGCUUGGUGCAGGAGUCCAAAUUCAGGCUCCUCAGACAGAGAGCUGUCCAGCUUCUGCUUGAACUUCUCCAGUGAAGGAAAUCCUCCAUCUUUCUGGGUCAUUGCUUCUGUUUGUCCUAAUGUUCAGCCAGCAUUUGCCUUGUUACAACUGAGCCAUCUUUUCUCAAGGUUAUUCUCAGUUUUGUCAAUCUCUUCCCGUAGGUUUUUGGUCCCUGGAUCAUCUUCAUUACCCUUCUUUGUAUCUUUCCAUUGUCUCCGAAUCUUCUUUAAAAUUCGGUGUCCAGAAAUGAGUCUGUGUAUUCAGAGCGGAAUCUGACCAGUGCAGGAUAGAACACAACUCUUAUUUCUCAUGAUUUGAAACUGUACUGCUGCUGAUGCAACCUACAGUGGCCUUUGUCUUUUUAGCAGACCUAUCAUGCUAGUGAUUCCUAUUUGUCUUAUAUUGUUACAAUUCACAAUAUUGGCUGGAUUACUCAGUACGUGACUCUAGACUAAAAAUAGUAUUGGGCUGCCUGUGGGUCACCUUGUUGUGAAAACCAGGUCUUCAUGUGAAGCCCCAACCUGGUUUGCUUGGGUAUUGUGGGUUAUGUGAACAUAACAAUUCUGUUUGUUAGCCUAACUUUAAGUUUUAAGGAGUUGCGUCAGGGGUGUCUGCAGAAUAUGAUCCAAAAAGUCAAGAUGGCAGCCACGACAGUAUGAUCGAAGCUCUGCCUGUUGUUCACGUGUCUUAGUUUAGGCGAUAUGGUUAGGCCAUUGGUUCCAAGUAGUUAAAAAUAAAA